UGAAGUGGGCUGCCUAUAUAAGCAGUUGAAUAGGAACCAUUGCCCACAGCCGCUCCUAAUUUUUCAUAAUUCAACAGCAAUGGCUAUUCCGCAUUCGCAAGUUCGUCAAAAUUUUCACAAAGAUUGUGAGGAUGCCACCAAUAAGCAGAUAAACAUGGAACUGACUGCCAGCUACACCUAUUUAGCUAUGGCAUACCACUUCGAUCGUGACGAUGUUGCACUGCCAGGCUUUCAUAAGUACUUCAAAAAGUGCUCAGAGGAAGAACGCGAGCACGCAACUCGCUUAAUGGAGUACAUCAAUAAGCGCGGCGGUAAAAUCGUCUUAACCGAUGUUGCUCCUCCAGAAAAGCAAGAAUGGGCAACGGGAAAUGAAGCAAUGCAAUGCGCGCUCGAGCUUGAAAAGAAAGUCAAUGAUAGUCUCCUGCAUUUGCACAGUAUCGCAUCCGGUCACAUGGAUGUCAACUUCUGCGAUUUUCUGGAAACCUGGUAUCUGCAGGAGCAGGUCGAUGCCAUCAAGGAGAUCGCCGAUCACUGCACCAAUCUGAAGAGAGUUGGUGAAGGGCUGGGCGUCUUUAUGUUCGAUAAGCAGCUCGAGAAGCACGAGUAAAAUAUAUAAUAUUUUAACGCUAUGUAAUACUUCGAAAAAAAAAUGCGUCAAUUGUAAUUGUCAUAUAAUCCCGUAAUGUCAGAAAC
Messenger RNA from Nicrophorus vespilloides, 693 nucleotides. RefSeq names its product soma ferritin-like. Gene Ontology annotation, molecular function: ferrous iron binding; ferric iron binding. Bases 80 to 607 code for a protein of 175 amino acids. NCBI's taxonomy places the organism in Eukaryota, Metazoa, Arthropoda, Insecta, Coleoptera, Silphidae. Gene Ontology annotation, biological process: intracellular iron ion homeostasis; iron ion transport. Gene Ontology annotation, cellular component: cytoplasm. The record is from RefSeq and is a predicted model, not a curated record. The transcript has 3 exons.